AUGCGUUUAUAAAUGAUAACUUUGUAUCAAAAUACAUUGCAAAAAAUCUGAGGUCGGUCCAGUUUAAUUCUGUCGCUUAGAAUGAACAUGAACUGCAAUAAUUUCGUUAAGUUAGACCUAAUGUUUGGAUUUCUUUUCUGUUUUGGUAUCUGCAUGAUCGGAAAUGUAUCUGCGGGCUCAUAUAAUGCAGACGACAUAUACAGCUUUUAUUACGACUGUUUUUCCGACAUGCUGUGCGAACGAAAAGUGCCAUUACGUGUGAAAGAAUGCGUCGUAAAGGUACAUAACAAGACAAAAGACACCUUUUACGAACUUUUCAAAGAAGCCACUCCCCCAGAAAAACAACAUUUAUGCUUUAUGGACGUUUUCUGGUCAGAUGAAAACGCUGUAGAAUUCAGUAAUGAGAUGUUUUGCAAGCUCAAUGAAGAGCAAAUGGCCAAGUUGUCAGAAGUCUUUGAUGAGCCGAUAAUGGAGUAUGCUUCCAGAGUUUGCUCAACUCUUGAUGGUGUCCAAGAAUGUCAAGACCUUCAAGAAUACAAUGCAUGUAUCCAUUCAUUAAUUGAAGAAAGCAUGGAAGAAGGAUAUUGCAAAUCAGUGGACAAGAGUGAGUUUGCUUUUACAAAAUGAAACUGAAGAAGGAAGUUCAAAAUGAUUUCACAGUUCUACUGGAUGUACAAAAUUAAGUACAUAAUCACUAUUGUAUUGUAAUUUUUUAUUCAUUAACUUGAAGUGAAAUA
Messenger RNA from Uloborus diversus, 737 nucleotides. RefSeq lists its product as uncharacterized. The record is from RefSeq and is a predicted model, not a curated record. The transcript is spliced from 6 exons. Bases 82 to 627 code for a protein of 181 amino acids. NCBI's taxonomy places the organism in Eukaryota, Metazoa, Arthropoda, Arachnida, Araneae, Uloboridae.